AUGGCGGAGGAUAUUCCUGCGGACAAAAUAGAAGCAAUAACGGGGCUUGAUGAUGAUAAGGCCUCGGGGGAGCUGGUGAACGCUUCAGGUCACCGCCAGGAGCUCGAGCGCAACUUCAGUCUCUUGAGCAUCUGUGCCAUUGCAGUCACGACGGGAAACACCUGGAUCGCUCAAGGAGGCAGUGUGACGGUCAGCAUUGCCAAUGGAGGACCCGCGGGAGUGAUCUACGAGUUCAUCGCGGUAUCGGUUUGUUACUGGUUAGUAGCCGCGUCGAUUGCUGAACUGGCAUCUGCCAUCCCGUCAGCUAGUGGUGUCUACCAUUGGGCCACUGUCACUGCGGGCAAGUAUGGUCGGGUCUGCGGAUGGUUUGCCGGGUACUGGAAUACCCUGGCGUGGAUCUUUGGGGCCGCCUCCAUGUCGGCAAUCUUGGGAAACCAAACGGUUUCCAUGUAUGCUCUGUUCCAUCCCGACUUCACCCCCCAUCCAUGGCACGUGUUCGUGAGCUUCAUCAUCUGCACGUGGAUCUGCUGCGCGACCGUUCUCUUUGCCAACCGGGCCCUCCCGCACAUCGGGAACCUGGGCAUGGUGCUCAUUCUGGCCGGUGUGUUCGUCUCCAUUAUCGUUUGCGCCGUGAUGCCCCAUGUCAAUGGCGUUGGCUAUGCCUCGAAUGAAUUUGUCUGGCGCAGUUGGUCCAACAGCACCGGCUAUUCGAGUCAGGGCUUUGUGUUUGUCGCUGGUAUGCUCAACGGUGCCUAUAGCGUAGGCACUCCGGAUGUGACCUCUCAUCUGGCAGAGGAAAUCCCAAGACCCAGCAAGAACAUCCCUAAGGCUGUACUGGCUCAGAUGACUGUCGGUUUCAUCACGGGCUUCCUCUACAUGAUCGCCCUCUUCUACUCAAUCCAGGACCUCGAUAAGGUUGUCAACAGUGUGUUUAGUUUUCCUCUGGCUGAAAUCUACCGCCAAGCAACCGGGACGAGAGGGGGUGCUCUCGGCUUGUUGAUCGUUGCGUUUCUGCCCACUCUGAUCACCUGCAUCGGCUGCUACAUCACCGCCGGCCGAACUCUCUGGACGCUUGCGCGGGACAAUGCCACCCCCUUCAGCGGCUGGCUUGGCCGCAUCAACAGCAAGAUGCACAAUCCGUUCAAUGCAACGCUGGUCUGCGGCCUGCUCAUCACGGUCCUUGCAUGCAUCUAUGUCGGCUCGACCACUGCUUUCAACGCCUUCGUUGGCUCCUAUGUCCAACUCUCGACCCUCUCUUACUUUGCGGCCAUCUUCCCUCACGUCCUGAACCGUCGUUCGCUCAUCACACCGGGAUACUUCUGGAUGAAGGGUCCAAUCGGCUACAUCGUUAACAUUCUGAGUUGCAUCUACAUCUUAGCUUUCAUUGUCAUUUUCUGCUUCCCUGCUUCCCUUCCUACCAAUGCGCAAUCCAUGAACUACGCGAGUUUGAUCACUGGCGGUUUCACCAUUUUCAUCGCCGCCUGGUGGUUCGUCCGGCAGCGCCACUACCAAGGACCGCAAGUCAUCCCACUGACCGAUCGGAAAAUCGCUGAAGACGCAAAGUGA
Molecule: messenger RNA, 1566 nt
Organism: Rasamsonia emersonii CBS 393.64
Lineage: Eukaryota; Fungi; Ascomycota; Eurotiomycetes; Eurotiales; Trichocomaceae
Product: Choline transport protein
Exons: 5
Coding region: 1-1566 (521 amino acids)
Biological process (GO): transmembrane transport; amino acid transport
Cellular component (GO): membrane
Molecular function (GO): transmembrane transporter activity
Source: RefSeq, a predicted model, not a curated record